UACAACACACCCGCCUUGUUUUGGACCGGGAGCAAGACGCAAAGUUGAGAUCGAUCUUCCAAAGCCUGCACCGUCCUUGAACGUCUGGGAUGUUCGCGCUGGAAGAGUCUCUACCCCAGCUCAACGUCUAUUCAACAGUGCUUAGACAGAACUAACAGGAUGGGGGGCGUAUUUUCUGGACCACAGACAUGCCAGUCAUAUACUGAUGCCACGGCUUUCCAGAUUAUUCACGACACAAUUACAAAAAACCGUGUUGUGAUCUUUUCCAAAACUACAUGCCCUUACUGUGAUAUUGUAAAGAACAUAUUUGCAGACCUGGGCAUACCCUACAAAGCAAUUGAAUUAGAUCUCCGGAGUGAUGGUGUGCAUCUCCAGUGUAUUCUUACUGAAAUGACUGGUAUAAAGACAGUUCCAAAGGUGUUUAUAAAUGGGACAUGCAUUGGUGGUGGUUCAGACACUGUUCUACUUCAUUCCAAGGGUAGACUGCUGGACAUGGUGAAUGAAUGUGGUCCAAACUCUGCCAUAGAAGGAGUCUGCAUCCUUCUUUAACAUCAAACAGAAGCUUUAUUCCCUGCUCACCAUUACUUGCGGAAUAAACAGGCAAAUUAAAAUGCAUCCAGUUAGACUGAUUAGCAAGAUUUAUUCUAAACACAGUAAUUGUUUAUGAUAAAUUACUUAAUUAUAAAAUCAAAUUAAACUUGCUUGGUAUGGA
Rhincodon typus (whale shark) is the source of this 712-nucleotide messenger RNA. Its product is annotated as glutaredoxin-like. The transcript is spliced from 4 exons. Bases 160 to 549 code for a protein of 129 amino acids. The record is from RefSeq and is a predicted model, not a curated record. NCBI's taxonomy places the organism in Eukaryota, Metazoa, Chordata, Chondrichthyes, Orectolobiformes, Rhincodontidae.